UGGAACCACAUUUUAAAAUGUUGCCCAUUCUGAAAGGAUACUUAGCAUCAUUGUAAAGCACUCUGCCGAAUGAAAUACAGAAAUGUUACUAAUAGUAGAUAUGGUAAUAGCAAAUGGCACAACAAUUGACCAAGAUACCGGUAUUGUUUUCUAGAUUAUCUCUCUUUCUCUCUCCUUUCCCCUCUCUCUCCUCUCCCAUCCCCCCAAUUUUUCCACUAAUCUAGGUGAAGACAUUGAUGAAAUAGAUCAGAACAGAGCGAAAAUGUUUUGUUUCAGCGAUUAUACUGGGUGUUUAACAUGUAUUGCUCCCGUUGUGUUGCUACCAUUAUUUGAGUAAUGGCUGAGAGGUUUUUUUUUUAACUGCCUGCAGAAAUGCAAUGCAGUUUGGAGGAUGAGCGAAAGCUCUGUAAAAGAACAGCCACGCUGCCUUUUUCCAGUGGGUUUUUUGGAGAGCCCGACAACUUCUCAAUGUACAACAACAACCGAGUGAAAAGAAGACCAUCCCCCUAUGAAGUAGAGCUCUCAGAUGGGUUGAACUGGUCGCCUGGGUUGGCAUCGGGAAGGAAAUUUCCCCCACGGCACAAUGGCAGACACCGAGGCUUUUUCACCUUCCUCUGGAGCAUUGAGCAAGAUCAUCUGUUAGGAUCAGGUCCUCAUACAAAGGUUGUCCGUCGGAUAUUUACAAAUAGUCGCGAGCGGUGGAGGCAACAGAAUGUCAAUGGGGCUUUUGCUGAGCUUCGCAAGCUCAUCCCGACUCAUCCACCUGACAAGAAACUCAGCAAAAAUGAAAUUUUGCGCCUGGCUAUGAAAUACAUCAACUUUUUGGCCAAGCUACUCAACGAUCAGGAAGAAGAAGGGAACCAGAGGGGGAAAGUCAACAAGGACACUGGCAUUGUGCAAGAAGACCUUCUUCAGGACAUGUUGUCCCCAAAUUCAAGCUGUGGAAGCUCAUUAGAUGGAGCUGGAAGCCCAGACAGUUUCACAGAAGAGCACGAGACACUAGAUCCUAAGCACACAAGAGCUCUCCACCAUUCUAUUCUUCCCAUUGAAAGCAAUGCACAGCGAUGAUGAACCUACAACAAGGCAUAGACAAGCCCUUGAAAUAACCUGGUCUUUGGAGUUUAUGCAUGUCCUUCUCUUCCUCCUUGUAAUCUAAAGAAAGAAAUGGGCGCUUUGUGAGUUUUCUGUUCAACCUGGACAAGUGGAAAAGGGAUAAGGAUGAACAGCAGAGUCAAAGACAAUUGGAUUAAAUCAAAAGCAUCUUUAGUUCUUUGGCCACUGAUGAAGCAUAAGCCUGGAAAAAUUGCUUUGUUAUUGGUAUGUCUCUGCAAGGUUUAACACUGAGGGGCUGAAAUGUACAGGCUGCUCCUCUUUCCUGCACAGGUUUACAAAGGACUGAACUUAUUCUUCCUAUGUGCAGAUCACACAUUCAUCUGCAUUUAUGUUGCCCUGCCUCUCUUCCAGCAUCCACACCCAAACAUCUUCCAUCGUGUGCCUUCCAUUCCUAGCAAUGGAAGACCUUAAAAACCCUGUAUGAUGUAUGACCAUUUUUCUCCAGCUUACUUCGAGGAAAUUUAUGCAACUUCUUGUCUGCCUUCACCCAAGAGCUUUGCCUUUUUUUUUAAAGGAAGAGAAGAAAUCUUAACUUCUUGUGAAGGAAUGGUUGACUUCGUGUUGUGGGUCUGUUUGCUUUGGCUUUUUAAAUCUAGCACAGCUUUGGAUUGUUUGAGGUCUUGUAUCUAUGAUGUGGAAUUCUUUUUGUUUAAUUCCAACAUACAGUAUCUGCUGAAUUAAAAAGGUACACCGGUGGGGAUUUGUUUCCCAGCUUCUGACAUCUCAUCACAGUGAUGUUCUGACCUGGGUGAGCAACAGUAUUUCCUUGGACUUGUUUUCUUAGCCCCUCCUGCUUUAUUUUUCCUGAAACUAGUGUGAUGAGAAAUUGUGUGUGUGUGUGUUUGUGUGUAUUUAUAUAUAAAACUAAUACAAACAAUGUUUCAGUAAUGCACUUUGACUUGCUCAGAAUUACUUCUGUAAAUGUUAUGAACAGAGCUCAGAUAAGUUGCCUUUUUGGACUACAAUACCUAGGAUUCCUAGCUGGGGCAGUGCUAAGGGUUGUAGUCCAAAAAAGCAAUGUUACCAAGCUCUGGUCAUGGGACUCAAUCCACAAGGAAAUUCUCCUGCACAAGAUCCAUGAAGAUUCAUGAAGUUGAAUAGAAGUUGUGCAACAGCUUGUCUAUGUUCAUUACAGGUACCAUUGGUCAGUCAAGCUUGGCCCUUGCUAAGACCCAAACA
This is a messenger RNA of Pogona vitticeps (central bearded dragon), 2292 nucleotides long. NCBI's taxonomy places the organism in Eukaryota, Metazoa, Chordata, Lepidosauria, Squamata, Agamidae. The record is from RefSeq and is a predicted model, not a curated record.